UUGUUCAUACUGUUAUUUCGCAAGCGGAAACAUAUGUGAUAGGGUCACAGCAUAUUUUGCUCACCACUAUUGCCAAACACGAUGUUUUUGUUUGGCAUUUCUAGGUUUUUGCGAAAUUUCGGUGCUGCUGAUCUCUGUUCAUAACAACAUUGCAAAAAUGCGUUGCUAUUACGAGGAAUUAGGAGUGGCACGCGACUCAAACGAGGCAGACAUCAAAGCCGCCUACAGAAAACUCGCCUUGCGCUGGCAUCCCGAUAAAAAUUUGGAUAGUUUGGAAGAAGCUAAGAAACGCUUUCUGCUCAUUCAACAGGCCUACGAGGUGCUAUCGGAUGCCCAAGAACGUGCUUGGUACGAUAAUCACAGAGAGCAAAUCUUGCGUGGCAAGAAUUCGGAAUAUGAGGAGAACUGCUUGAACGUCUUCCAAUAUUUCACGGGAUCGUGCUACAAAGGUUUCGGGGACGAUGGGCAAAGCUUUUAUAGCGUCUACAGUGAUGUGUUUCAGAACCUGGCCGCCGAAGACGCAGAAUUUAUGGACAGUAAUGAAGAAAUAGAAGCCAUUCCAGCAUUUGGCAAUGCGGAUAGCAAUUACGAGGAUGUUGUGGGACCGUUCUACGCCUACUGGCAGGCGUACAGUACGAAAAAGACUUACGAGUGGCUGUGUCCCUACGAUGUGAGAGAAAUUAAGGAUCGGUAUAUACUGCGGAAGGUGGAGAAGGAGAUGAAGAAGAUUGUGCAAAAGGCACGCAAAGAGCGAAAUGAAGAGAUCCGAAACUUGGUGUCGUUUGUGCGAAAGCGGGAUCGUCGUGUUCAGGCCUACAGACGUGUGCUGGAGGAACGAGCCGAGGCAAAUCGCUUGAAACAGGAGGAGAAACGUAAGGAGCAGCUCCGAAAGCGUCAAGAGGAUUUGGCGACAACGCGUCAAAGCGACGUGUACAACGAAGGCUACGAAGAACAGUUAAAGAAGCUGGAAGAGCAAUAUGGCAGCGACUCGGACGAAUACACCGACGAAAGCGAAGACGAAGAUGAGGAUGAACAGAAUUCAGAUUUGACAGCCGACAGCGAAAUCAAUUUGGAAGCAGAUGACGUUGAGUCUGAGCUGGAGUAUGUGGAUGAUUUGUAUUGCGUAGCCUGUAACAAGUCCUUUAAAAAUGCCAAAGCUCGUGCAAACCACGAAGAGAGCAAGAAACAUCGUGAUAAUGUGGAGCGCUUGCGCCAAGAAAUGGUUGUUGAAGAUGAGGCUUUUAACGACUCUAACGAGGGUGUUGAAAAAGAAGACGAUAUCAUAAUGGAGGCAGAGCAGUCCCUUAAUGAACUAGAACUAGAAGACCAAUUUAGCAAGGAAGAAGACGAAAUCGAUGCCGAAAAAGAUUUGCCAUCAAACAACAAACGCGGCAAGAAAAAUAAGAAAUCAAAGAAAGCUACAACUAGACCGUUGCAAGUCGACAGUGCCGACGAAGAGGAGCAUGAAUUUCAAUCGUCACAAAAAAUGGAAGCUCCGAGCGACUCCGAUGAUGAUUGGAGCAAAAGCAAUGUUAAUAAGAAAUCUAGCAAAAAAACUAAAAACAAAAAGGCUGCGAAUAAUCAAAAGCGUGAAGCGGAGCCCAAGUCCUCAACAGCCACAGCAGUGGCAGAACCAAUCUUGAAAGCAACUCCCCCUCCCUCAACAGUUGUUAAAGGCGCAGCAGCAGAUUCUGUCGAUGGAGCGCUGCAACACAUCUGCGUCACCUGUAAGGCUGUCUUUGAAUCAAAGAACAAAUUAUUUGCGCAUCUGAAAAAGACUAACCAUGGCGUGUACAUACCCAAAGCGAAGCCCAUAGUUGAAGGAAAGCCCCUAAGCAAGUCGAAGUCAAAGCGGAAAUAAAACUCUGCAAUACAGAAGCAGGAGCAGCUGUGCCUAUUUUUUUAAAAUUAGUCCUGUUUGGUAGAAAUGCUUAAAGUUUAUUUAUGUUACAAUUAAUGAAAAAUUAAAUUAAGUAUGCAUGCUUAAAUUCAAUAUUUAA
This is a messenger RNA of Scaptodrosophila lebanonensis, 2000 nucleotides long. RefSeq names its product dnaJ homolog subfamily C member 21. Gene Ontology annotation, cellular component: cytoplasm. The transcript is spliced from 2 exons. Gene Ontology annotation, molecular function: nucleic acid binding; zinc ion binding. NCBI's taxonomy places the organism in Eukaryota, Metazoa, Arthropoda, Insecta, Diptera, Drosophilidae. Bases 158 to 1861 code for a protein of 567 amino acids. The record is from RefSeq and is a predicted model, not a curated record.